AUGAGUUGGCUUUCUGGAGCUGCUGCUCUUGUUAAUGCUAUUCUUGGAAAUAUUCCAAUGAUGAAUAAAAAAUAUGUUCACGAUCCAAAAUUAGUCGAACAAUUGCAACAAUUUCAAAAACAAAAUGCAGAUAUAUUAGCUAAAUAUAAUGAACUUAUUAAACGAAUGGAAAAUCAAGAUAUUGAUUCUUUUGAAGAUCUUCAACGAUUUGAUCGAAAAGGAGCUGAAGUAUUAAUACGAUUGGCAUCACAAACGGCACCUCUUCCUAUGCAAGGAAGAAAUUUUGGAUUUUUUGGUUUAACAUCAACAGGAAAAAGUACCAUUAUAAAUAAAUUAAUUGGAAAAAAUCUUGCCGAAGUUGGCGCUGGUGAAACAACACAAGAAAUUCAACCAUAUGAAGGUCAAGGAUAUCGUCUUUAUGAUAUUCCUGGUAGAAAUGAUGAUCUAUCAUAUUUUAGUAUGGAAUAUAUAGCUUUUUGGAAAGCAUUAACAGCUCGAAUUGUUGUUAUAACAUCAACAAUCAAAGAAAUGACAAAAGUAUUUCGUCUUCUCGAUGCAAUUCAACUUCGUUAUGAUAUUAUUGUUAAUAAAUUUGAUUUAGUUAAUUUAGAAGAACGUGAAAAAGUUAAAGUUCAAAUAAAACAAGAAAUUAUUAAUUGUAAAUUGCAAGGUGUUAAUCAUAUUUGGUUUAUAAGUGCAGAAAAUCCACGUCAAUUUCCUGAUUGGAUUAAUAUGAUUGAUUAUUUAACAAAUAAAUAA
This is a messenger RNA of Adineta steineri, 759 nucleotides long. The record is from the annotation of a GenBank genome assembly. NCBI's taxonomy places the organism in Eukaryota, Metazoa, Rotifera, Eurotatoria, Adinetida, Adinetidae.